This is a messenger RNA of Phymastichus coffea, 1937 nucleotides long. RefSeq lists its product as uncharacterized. The record is from RefSeq and is a predicted model, not a curated record. Lineage: Eukaryota; Metazoa; Arthropoda; Insecta; Hymenoptera; Eulophidae. Bases 409 to 978 code for a protein of 189 amino acids. The transcript has 9 exons.
GCAAAACGUAUAAUACAAUACAAUAAGCUCGAUGCUCAACGCAAAAUAUUAUAGAAAUACUUUAAAACAUUGAUGCACAAUGUGUUGUGCAGAGUGUGGCUGCAAAUCAAAUGGCUACUCUUGAACACGUUAACUUGAUCGGCUUACAGAAAGCGCGGAGUAUUAUUGUAUAAGUUUUGCGUAGGUUCAUCGUGAAGAAAUGUCAUGUGGUCUUUAAAAAUUAUAAUUAAUGAACCAAGUACCAUUGUCAAGAGAAAAACAGCGCUAAAUUCAUGCACAUGGCUUCAAGAAAGGUUGUUUCGUGCAAAUGAUGAUGGUAGAUAACAUCGACAAAACAAAUAUUUCGUAUAUCAGAUAUAACGCAUAGAUCAUUUUAGAUGACGGCUAUCUGCCGCACUUUGUUAGCUUAUGGGGGCCUGUUUUGGCCGUUGCCUAAAUACUAUAACAGAAUGUUUUCUUUACAGAUCCUACUUAAGGCAUACCAAUGUAUUUGUUGAUGAAGAUGAACAAGUUGAGUUUGGUCAAUCAAAUAAUUCUACAGUUAAGCAUAAUAUUAAUCUUUCAAACUCAUCUAAAAACUUCUUGUCUUUGUUCUCCUUGAAAAAAUUCAAGCAAACUUGUAAAUAUCCUAUAGCAUUGGAAUUAAUUGAAGACAGUAAUUUAUUCAAUAGUUAUAAAAGAUUUAAUAAUAAAAAUACAUUUACAAAGGUUGGUCUUGAUGAUCCAUUGCAAGUAUUAGAUGCUUCUGGACUGAUAAUGAAUCAAGGAUGUGUUUCAUUCACACCUACAUCUUCUAUAGAUUUGGAAUGGGAAAAUGAAGGAAUGCCAACACCUACAUUGUCCACUCCUAAUAGCUUAGAAUGGGAUUUAGAAGAAGCUGAUAAUGAAGAUGUUGAGACUGAUAAACUCUUAACUGAAAUUGAACGCUUAACUAAUAGAGCUCUUGAAGAAACUGCAGAAUGGAUUAAUUCCAGUUAACAGAAAAUGAAACAAUUUCGCCUUUGUUAGAUUAUAUUUUUGUAAGUAUCGAAUAAGAAAGAUUAUGUAAAUUCCUUAAUAGAUUUCAUAAAUAUACAUAUUUUCUGAACAUAUUUUUUUCUAUAAUAUUACAAAGAAAUCAAAUUUGUUACACAUAUAAUAUUUAUCAAUGAUUGUUUUUCUUCAUAAAAAUUUUAAUAAUGUAAUUGAAGAAGAAAAGAUUAUUCAAGAACUAUAAUAAAUAAAUUAACAUACGUAUGUAUAUAUAAAACAUAUACCAAAAGUAACAAUUAAAAAUGGAUAGGUUUAUUGUUUAGAUAAGAGUAUAAUAAAAAUAUAUAUCAUUUAGAUGAAUAAAUUUAUAAAAAUUAGUUUCAUUGUUUAGAUUAGCAAAAAUUGUUCACAUCUGAAAAAUUUAAGUAUUGAAUUAUCUAACAUUUUUUUAUGCAAAAUUUAAUUAUUUUAACGUAAAUAAUAUUUUUUACAUGAGACUUGCAUCAAUUAGGACAGGCUUUUAUUUUAAGUUGAAAAUCUAAAUAUAAACUUUACAAUCAAAUUUUGCAUCCAGAACUUUGAAAAUAGAAUUUUUUUCAGAAACUUAAUGCACAUUAGUUCAUUAAACGUAAUGUGCAUAGAAUACCAAUUAAGAAAAAUAUUUAUUAUGGCUGCUUGCAUUCAGAUAGUCUGCUGAUCUUGCAAGAUCCAUGUGUAAUUUACUAAACAUUCCAACAGCAAUCUUAAUCCUUUUAUAGGCAAAUAUGCAACCACGAAAGAACAAAAAACAAAAUUUUUCUAAAAGACGCAAAAAAUAUUAAUUAAAAAAUGCAAUAUAAUUAAUGUUAGACCACUGGUUGCCUUUGUAACAGAAAAAAGUUUAUAUAAUGAAACAUUUAUAAGAAUAUUUUUUGAUGGUAGAAGAAAUAAAUAUGAUUAAAAAUUUGAAAGUUAUUCUAUUUUUG